Molecule: messenger RNA, 1281 nt
Organism: Trichosporon asahii var. asahii CBS 2479
Lineage: Eukaryota; Fungi; Basidiomycota; Tremellomycetes; Trichosporonales; Trichosporonaceae
Exons: 1
Coding region: 1-1281 (426 amino acids)
Source: RefSeq, a predicted model, not a curated record
AUGAGCUUGGCUCAUCAAACCCGGUCAAGUCGCUCUGAAACUGGAAGCCCUCCACUCGAUCCCCUCCAAGCCCCGGCCAAGGCAUCCAGCAGCAAUUACGCCGCCAGACACCAGCAUCCCUCAUCAGGUUCAUCGCCACCCAUGCAGCGUUUCCGAUACGUUGUCUGCCUAGAUCUGGCCGCUUUCAAGACCGAGAUAGCCGAACGCUAUGCUCAUGUUAUCGCCUCUCUGCCCCGGAGCAUGUGCGAGGCCAAUUUUCAAGCACGAUGGAUGAAUCUCCUCGGCCUUCCUGAGCGUGAGCUUCCUUUCUUCAAGUCAGGCGCCAUAUUCGGCUACGAUUGUGGUGUGGACCUAAGGGGCCAUGUUAUACCCCCUGUGCCGCCCCUUUCGGAUGACGACUCCGAGACGCACGACGACUCACCCGGAAACUUGGUCAAUCGACUGGCCCGAGCUGGAGCACGCGACAUGGGCCUACCUUUCUGGCAAGCAGAGUUUGCAUGGCAGGCCUCAUUCGGAAACGACUCGAGGGGCGUUGCAUCUGGCGUCGCAAACAUAAGGUCGAAGCCGGAAAGAGCUAAGAGUGGCUUCCUCCACAUUGUCCUCCUGACAGCGCUUAACCGUGCUUUGUGCGGAGGCUCACUCGGCUUCUUCGCGUAUCGAGAGCGGUUUUGCCGCCUGUAUGCGAUCAGCGACGACCUUGUUGCGGUGGAGAAGCUCCACUUCGACGAUGCCACUCCUCAGGAACCACCGGUCCCGCUGGCCGCCAAUGACCUCGCGGAUGUCAUGGAGCAGGAAACGAUGACUCCCGACAAGUUUGCCGCUUCACUUCCCCACACCCUACCGAGAGACGGACCCAACAUCGCUCCGCUUUCCGCGCUCGUGAGAUGGUCGGUGAUGGCUUACAACGGGCUGCUCGAUCAACCGAGGCAUACCCCAUUCACCCGUUUCAAACCCACAGCUGCAGCGCGCCGUCUUCAUGACGCAGUGAUGGAUGGGCAGCUCAACCAUGGAAAUGACUAUAACGGCGAUGGAGAAGGCGAUGCAGACGUUGCUGCUCUGAUCGCAGGGUUCCCGGCAAUGCGGGCAGUGCCUCGCGAUGAAGAGGAAGAGGAAGAGGCGUGGUGGGAUAGUGAGGAAGAGGAGGAGCCCUUCGAGGACAAGAUUGUAGAAUUGUAUCGAGCCUCGGGCAUUCGCCUGCUCCAGCUAGAUCCCUCAGAUAUGGAGGCGCUCGCUGAAGGGAGGGAGGAGGACUUCAACUGGGCCCAGUUCGAGCAAUCGUGA